Molecule: messenger RNA, 1349 nt
Organism: Drosophila willistoni
Lineage: Eukaryota; Metazoa; Arthropoda; Insecta; Diptera; Drosophilidae
Product: dnaJ protein homolog 1
Exons: 1
Coding region: 130-1080 (316 amino acids)
Biological process (GO): negative regulation of transcription by RNA polymerase II
Cellular component (GO): cytosol
Molecular function (GO): protein-folding chaperone binding
Source: RefSeq, a predicted model, not a curated record
AAUUCUCAAGUGAAAUCCAAUAAUACAAUAAUAAAGACAAACCGAAAAGAAGCAACACAAUUUCCACUGAACUUGGUGGAAAACUCAACUAAAUAUUGAAAAUUAGUAAAGCUUAUUACAACAAGAAAAAUGGGCAAAGACUUCUACAAGAUUCUGGGCAUUGAUAAGAAGGCCACCGUCGAUGAGAUCAAAAAAGCCUAUCGCAAAUUGGCUCUUAAAUAUCAUCCCGAUAAGAACAAGUCGCCACAAGCGGAGGAACGAUUCAAGGAGAUUGCCGAAGCUUAUGAAGUGCUGUCAGAUAAGAAGGAGCGCGACAUAUUCGACCAACGUGGUGAAGAUGGUCCCGAUGAUGAUCCCGAAGAUGAUCCCGAAUAUGAGCCCGGGCUGUCCGGUAGCUAUAGUAGUAGCUAUAGUUAUCAGUUCCACGGCGAUCCGCGAGCCACAUUCACACAGUUCUUUGGCUCAGCAGAUCCAUUCAGUGUGUUCUUUGGCGGUGGCGAUAGUAUGUUUGGCGGACCCGGUCAAAGUCAGAGUCAAGGACAAGAACCAAUUGAACACAAUCUCUAUGUGAGUCUAGAAGAAGUGGACAAAGGAUGUACCAAGAAGAUGAAAAUAUCCCGCAUGUCGAUGUCAACCGGACAAGCGCGCAAGGAGGAGAAGGUACUUAGCAUUACAGUGAAACCAGGCUGGAAGGCGGGAACCAAAAUCACUUUCCCCCGCGAAGGUGACCAAGCUCCACAAAAGACCCCGGCUGAUAUCAUAUUCAUCAUACGUGAUAAGCCACACACUAAAUUCAAACGGGAGGGCAGCGACUUGCGUUACACUGCCCAAGUGAGCCUCAAGCAGGCUCUAUGCGGAACUCGGCUGACCAUUCCCACACUGCAGGGCGAUUGCAUUAUCGUCAGCACCCAAGGAGAGAUUAUCAAACCCACUACCACGAAACUCAUCAGUGGGCUUGGAUUGCCCUUUCCCAAGGAGCCAUCACGACGUGGCGAUUUGAUUUUGGCCUUUGAUAUCAAAUUUCCCGUUUCGCUACCUGCGAAUCUGAGAUAUCAGUUGUCCGAACUGUUGCCAAAUUAAUGUAUGGUAGCUCAAUCGUAUCCACUAACUACACUAAUUCUUUUUUUUUUUGUAUUCAUUUUUAAGUAAGGCCCAAGAAGUUUCGCCAAAUCGAAUUCGGCGAAUAUGGAAUAUGUGAUACAUAUACAUUUAUAUAGAACCUCUUUACUAUUUUGACUAGAAACAUUUACUCCGACACAUAUUCCAAAUUCGAAUCGAUUCGAUCUGGCGGAAGAACGUAAAUGCCUAUAAUAAUAAUAAAAACCUAUGCUAGUUUCGUGUAUAUUAAA